Molecule: messenger RNA, 5731 nt
Organism: Malaclemys terrapin pileata
Lineage: Eukaryota; Metazoa; Chordata; Testudines; Emydidae
Gene: PTAR1
Product: protein prenyltransferase alpha subunit repeat containing 1
Exons: 7
Coding region: 8-1312 (434 amino acids)
Biological process (GO): protein prenylation
Cellular component (GO): cytoplasm
Molecular function (GO): protein prenyltransferase activity
Source: RefSeq, a predicted model, not a curated record
GCCGAAGAUGGCCGAGUCCCCGGAGGAGGUGGCGGUGCUGGUGCAGCGGGUGGUGAAGGACCUGAACAACGCCUUCAAGCGGAACCCCCACAUAGAUGAAAUUGGGUUAAUACCCUGUCCUGAAGCCAGGUAUAACCGGAGCCCUAUAGUCCUCGUAGAAAACAAGCUUGGCGUGGAGAGUUGGUGUGUCAAGCUUCUUUUGCCAUAUGUCCACAACAAACUCCUCCUCUAUAGACAAAGAAAGCAAUGGCUGAACAAAGAUGAAUUGAUAGAUAUCACGUGUACGCUGCUGCUGCUAAACCCAGACUUCACCACUGCAUGGAAUGUAAGGAAAGAACUAAUAUUAUCUGGCACUUUAAGUCCAGUUAAGGAUUUACAUCUUGGAAAACUGGCAUUAACGAAGUUUCCGAAGAGUCCAGAAACAUGGAUUCACAGACGAUGGGUGCUGCAACAACUAAUUCAGGAAAACUCCUUGCCAACUCUUGUAACUAAAGGGAACUUGGGAACAGUGCCUAUGGAAAGAAUUCAACGAUUAGUGCAGGAGGAAAUGGAUGUCUGCUGUGAAGCUGCUGGGAGAUAUCCAAGCAACUACAAUGCCUGGUCCCACCGUAUCUGGAUUUUACAGCGUUUGGGAAAGCUGGAUGUCAAGAUUCUCCUUGAUGAACUUUCUUCCACUAAACAUUGGGUGUCCAUGCAUGUUUCAGACCAUAGUGGAUUCCACUACCGCCAGUUCUUAAUAAAGUCCUUGAUUGGCAGAACUGUGACCGACAAUUCUAUACUGGUGCAAAAUCAGCUGGUAAAUGAGCCAACCCCCAGUCUUCCAAAGGAUGAAAAAAAUGAAGCGUCUGAAGCUGCCUGUACAGAAGAACUGAGGGUAGAUCUCCCCAAUCUUCUAAAAGAAGAGUUGGAGCUCUGCAGUGAUCUUAUUAAUACCUUCCCUGGGCAUGAAACACUGUGGUGUCACAGACGACACAUGUUCUACCUUCAGCACCAUUUAAACAACAAACUUCCUCUUCCAAAUGUAUGGUUGACAUCUGUGGACAGCAGUGAUGGAACUUUGAAUAAUUCACACCCCAGUACAGCAGUCAGUCAUGUGACUCAUGCCAUGGAUGUUGAUGGUUUAAAUGAUUCAAGCAAACAAGGCUAUACUCAAGAAACCAAACGCCUGAAGCGUGCCCCUAUACAGGACUCUCUUGGCUUGGAAAUGGAAUACAGGUUCAUUGAUAACGUUUUAGCAACUUGCAGAGACGUAGAGCAGGUCAGGUUUGCUACUGAAUACAGGAAAUGGCUAGUUACUUUUCUAGGUCAAUGAAGGAAGUUUACAACCUUCAGGUUCCUCUUUUAGUGCAAUAUUCUCUUAUCAAACACAUGCAUGUCAUGGUUGCAAGUGUUGGCUACCCAUGUGCUUCUCACCUUUCUUUGUGGUCAGUGCUAAAAUUCAUAUACAAAGUAAUAUUUCAUUUUAUUUAUUAAAAAAAUCUAGAAUAGCUUUUUAUAAAGCAAAUGUAGUUUGCUUUUUUCUUUAAUCCUUUUUAAAAAAAAAUUACACAAUUUAUAUUUUUACUUAUGGAAACUUCAUAUCAUACCAUUGUCCUGCUUAAACUUUUUUUAUCUUAAUAUGGAUUAUGAAUAUAACCCUACCAAAUUCACACCCAUGAAAAACAUGUCAUGGACCAUGAAAUCUGGUCUUUUGUGUGCUUUUACCCUAUACUAUACAGAUUUCACGGGGGAGACCAGCGUUUCUCAAAUUGGGGGUCCUGACCCAAAAGGGAGUUGCAGUGGGGUCCCAAGGUUAUUUUAGAGUGAUCACAGUAUUGACACCCUUACUUCUGCACUGCCUUCAGAGCUGGGGGCUGGAGAGCAGCAGCUGUUGGCCGGACGCCUAGCUCUGAAGGCAGCACCCUGCCAACAGCAGUGUAGAAGUAAGGGUGGCAAUACAAUACCAUGCAAUCCUUACUUCUGCGCUGCUGCCUUCACAGCUGGACUCCUAGCCAGUAGUCACUGCUCUCCAGCUGCUCAGCUCUGAAGGCAGCAUUGCUGCCAGCAGCAGUACCACAACACACACCCACCCCACCCCCCCAUGGUUCCCUCCCCACAAUUCCUUUUUUGGGUCAGGACUCCUACAAUUACAACACUGUGAAAUUUCAGAUUUAAAUAGUUGAAAUCAUGAAAUUUACAAUUUUUAAAAUCCUAUGACUGUGAAAUUGACCAAAACAAACCAUGAAUUUGGUAGGACCCUAAUUAUGAACAAUGGGUCUUUUAAAAAACCAAAAGUUUAAAAUUAUUUUGAUCCAAGUGGAAUGUCUGGAAAACAAAUAGGUGGAUCUGUCAUUGUAACAUGAACCACCUUCCAGAUUAUUCUUCUCUUCCAUAGCGAAUGCUGAUAAUGACUCUUAACCAAAGCCGGUGGAGUCAGGUUUUUUCAAUAAGAAUUAUUACUUCUGAAUUGCUAACUGCCUGUCAAAGAUCAGGCUGCAGUGUUUCUGCCUUCCGUUCCCCUUUUCAUUAUUUCUAAGGGCAAAUAUUACUACAGUACUGGAAUUGUGCUUUUUGUUAUUGUCAGUGGUAUUUUGUUUGCCUCACACAUCUAUUGUACAUGGUUGAUAUCAAAGCCUACUAAAUUGACCUUGUCAAGUCCGGUACUCACUGGUGGAUGCAGGAAAAUGAACCGUGUUUCACACACGCAGUGUAGAAGUAUGGUUAAAGCUAAAUGUGCAGGAUUUGUUAGCAAAGUUCUUUCUCUUAUGUCAUACUUUGUUAUUUUUACCUCAAUAAGCCAGAGUUAGACACUCUAUUUAAAUUUCUGAAUGUAUUAUGUACACUACAGAGUCCCACAAAGCCCACUAAACCGCACGUUAAAAAGCUAUAGAAAAACUAAGAACGUAUGCGUUUCUUAGAUGAUGGGAUAAAAAGGAGUUAUGCUGACAGUUUUAGUACUGUUUAAAAUGUGCAGGGUCUCUUCCCUUCCAUGCUUGUUCAUUGCUUCCUCCCACUAAGCAGGGCAUCAAUUUCAUUUUUCUUCUCUGUCAGUGGACCUUUUCCCAUCCAACCCCUCAAGUGUGUGUGUGCUGGAAGGACAAUUUAUACAGUUCCAGGGUAGUUUUGAUCCUGACUUUCCUUUUGGCUACCAAUGCAGGUAUGUAUAAAUACUUGUACUGGCAUUUUCUCAGAGCUUUACUCUACAUGAGGGACUUCCAGUGUAGCUACAUCAGUGUAAUCAUGCCAGUGCGAAGCCCUCAUGUAGAAGCAUUGUGCCAGUAUAAAGCGAACCUUGCACUAAGGCAACUUUUUACCCCUGUUUCAAACAGAGCAAACUAGCUAAGAGGAUCCAGAGCUUCAGGAGAGAUCCUUUGCCACCAUCCCUGUGUGUGUUUGUCUUGUCUUUCCCCAAGGUGAUCAGUAUCCUGCUGCUGCUCUUGCUGCUCAGAAAAUACUAUGAGCAGUAGAAAAGCAUUAGAAAUACACAGGAUUCCUGUGGUCCCAUGUCCCUUUUGAGUCUCCCAUCAGUGGAGUUACUCUUGCAUGUCAAAGGGAAAAUAGACCUCUUGUAUGGUAUGUUUGGCUUUAGCAAUGUGGUUGAAUUUAAUGAUCUGAGGAAAAGGGCAACCAAUAGGGUCAUUCAGGAAACAGCAAGCAUCGUUUAAACAAGGUCUCUAAAUUUAAACUCCUCCUGGAUUUUUAACUCUGCAGAGAUUGCUGCCUCCUAUGACUUGAAGCUUCCGCUCAUAGAUACUCUGUGGCUACAAUGAGGUCAUAGAGACAUUUCAAAUUGUACGUACGUACUUGGUGACUGCUGGGUGCCCAAAAAGUGUGACACUGCCUACCACUGUAGUUUAUUGCAGAUUAUAUUGUCAAUCCUAAAAUUACAUUUAAAGUAAUUAAUUUUGUCUCUUUCAGUUUUAUCUUUUCACAGAUUACCUGUUUAAUAGAAAGGUAUUGGAGGGUGAAAAGUGAGGAGAAUUUGUGCCUUGUGAAGUAGAAAAUUAUUAUUUGGGGGAUGGAGGGGAAGAAUGCGGUCUUCUGCUUGUAACAUAGUGUAAGAUUUGUGGUGGGGGGAGAGAGAGAGAGACUAUCAAGGGUGGGUGAUAGAACAUGAGUUGAAAUCCAUUAUAAAUUUCUGUUGGACUGAAGUCUCAGCUCCCUAGAGCUAUGUCGUAGAAAUAUUCUGAUAUUGAAUUUGACAACCCUUCCAUCAUCAUAAAUACUUAAGAUCAAACUCUGUCCUCUGAUACUUGUGUGCAACUCCUUUUUGAUGUCACUGGGAAUUAUGCAUAUGUGUAUGAAGACAGAAUUUGGUCCUUAUAGAACUAUAUGCAUUUUCAUACUUUAAAGGUGCUCCAGUAGGUCUUGGAGUAAAGUGUUGUUGGGUUUUGUGGUGGUGUUUUUUAAGUUUUAAAGGGACACUGUCAACUCAAAUUGUAGGGUUUUUUAAAACUUUUUUCAGAAAGUGUAAGUCUGAUGAAAAUAUUUCCGUGAUUGCUUUAAAAUUCCAAAGAAAACACUGACAUUAGUAAACAAAGUAACCAUUUCUUGCAGGUUUGCAUUACACAAACCUUGCAGUAUUGAGGACCCAACAUUGGGUGGAUGUGUGGGGGGGGAACUAUAAGGAAAAAAUGAAAUUGACUUCAAUGAGUUACAUUUUUUCCAAGCUGAGAGAAAUCUAAAAACUAAACCAACAGCAUCACCAGUGAAAAGAAAAUACAUUUUAAAAAAUUCUUUUCAUUUUAAAAAUCUAGAGUGGUGUUAGAAACAUAGAAAAGGAAAUAUAUUCACUUUAAUAAUAUUUGUUUAAGAUGUCAGUGCCCCAUAGCCUUUUAUCUGAAGUGGUUAAAGUAAUUCCUUGGGAGUAUAUUUUCAAAUUUAGAAUUGUGUGAUGUCUUGUAACCAUGAACUUUUACAAACAUGACCACUUAAUUUAAUUUGACUGGUUUCUUUAAAGUCCUAAUUGGGGGAAGGAGGAAUACAAUAAAUAGCAGUAAAAAUUUAGACUUCAGCCCAUUGGUAAUUAACAUACAUAAAAGUUACUGAGCACAGCUCCUCAGUAUUAAGUAACACUGUAUUCGGCAUUUACUGUGUCAUAGGUCAGAACAUUCUAACUCAAUAAUUUAAAUGAGGGUUUUGCUGGGUGAAACACCUGACUGCAGCCAUGCAGCACCAAACAUUUACUCAUUUUUGUGAUUAUUUUGAAAGGUAAUAGAUAUAAAUCCGGCUUUAUCCAGCACUAAACUGUCACUCCUUUCUAAGUUUCAGUAUCUGUUAAUUGUGUCCUUUGUUAUACACCUCUACCCCGAUAUAACGCUGUCCUCAGGAGCCAAAAAAUCUUACCGCGUUAUAGGUGAAACCGCGUUAUAUCGAACUUGCUUUGACCCGCUGGAGUGCGCAGCCCCACCCCACCCCCGCCCGGAACACUGCUUUACCGUGUUAUAUCUGAAUUCUUGUUAUAUCGGGUGGCAUUAUAUCGGGGUAGAGGUGUAUUAUAUGGCAUUUACAUUGGUGCAAACCUUUUUUGUGCACUGGCUCAGUCUUAUAGCAGCAUCUUUCCACUGGAAAUGAAUUGAAGGCUUUUGGAAAUGAAUGUCAUUUGGAACUCUAAAUGUGGUUAAUUGUAUUUUCAAUCAAAUCAAAAUGAACAAUCACAUUUUUAAAUGAUGUGUAAUAUUCUCUGCUGUAAUGUGCAUUACCUAGUAUUGCAUCAGCAAUUGGUUUUUCUGGUGGUGUAAUCAGUAGGGCA